Molecule: messenger RNA, 3385 nt
Organism: Vicia villosa (hairy vetch)
Lineage: Eukaryota; Viridiplantae; Streptophyta; Magnoliopsida; Fabales; Fabaceae
Exons: 11
Coding region: 82-2436 (784 amino acids)
Biological process (GO): proteolysis
Molecular function (GO): serine-type endopeptidase activity
Source: RefSeq, a predicted model, not a curated record
AGUUCAAACAAAUCAUAGGGGUUCUUCUCCGCUAAAACCCUUUCCUCAACUCGGAAACCAAACCACAACUAAUAUACAGUCAUGCACCUUCUAUUCCGUUUCCCCGCCGUCACACGCCGCAACUACCUUCUACUCCGCCACUACAAAACGGCGAAGAAACCACCGUUACCUACAGCCACCCCUCCAAAAGCUCCAAAGAAGCCUCAGAACUUCAGCUUCCAUGGAAUAACAUGGGAGGAUCCUUACAGCUGGAUGUCGAGCCUGAACGACAAGGUAGCGAUGCGGCACAUGGACGUUUACAUGGAGCAAGAGGAGAAGUACACCGAGGCCGUAAUGUCCGAUUCAGAACGCAUCGUUAACAAGCUUCACUUCGAAAUGGCGUCUCGUGUUCCCUUCGAGCUUUCCACUCCUCCUCUUCGCUGGGGCCCUUGGCUGUACUAUCGCCAUGUUGAAGAAGGAAAACCUUACCCUGUGCUUUGCAGAAGAUUGGCGAGCUUGCACGAUGAUUUCAUUUCGCAUAAAUAUCCUCCGGCCGGAUUUGAUUUUACUACAGGGAAGACAGUUGAGCAGAAGCUGGUUGAUUAUAAUCAAGAGGCUGAGAGAUUUGGAGGUUAUGCUUAUGAGGAACUUUCUGAGGUUUCACCAAAUCACCAUUUUCUUGCAUAUACUAUGUAUGAUAAAGACAAUGGCUACUUCAAGUUAUCUGUGAGAAAUUUGAAUUCGGGUUCCUUGUGCAGUAAGCCUCAAGCAGACCGUGUUUCAAAUUUGGCUUGGGCUAAAGAUGGCCAGGCGUUGCUUUAUGUUGUAACAGAUGAGAAAAUGAGGCCAUACCGGAUCUAUUACAGUCUUAUUGGAUCAACUGAUGAUGAUGUUUUGCUUUUGGAAGAAUCAGAUGAAAAUGUUCAUAUUAGUAUAAGGCACACAAAAGACUUUAAAUUUGUGACUGUGAAUACAUUAUCUCCCACAUCAUCAAAGGUCUUUCUAAUAAAUGCAGCUGAUCCAUUGUCUGGCUUGAAACUUGUUUGGGAGUGUGAUGCUAUAGUUCACUGUGUGAUUGAACAUCACCAAGGUUAUCUUUAUUUAUUUACAAAUGCUCCCAAAGGUGGGCAAUCGGUUGAUUAUCAUUAUCUUCUUUGUAGUCCCGAGGACACUCAUUCAAAUCCAAGAAAAUGGGAGGAGGUAAUUGUCGAUGACCCAAAUUUGGUUAUUGAGGAUGUCGAUUUUAGUGAUAAAUACUUGGCACUCAUUGUAAGAGAAAAUAAAAAAUUCCAACUUUGUUCAGUUGGACUGCCAUUGCCCUUCGGGAAGGGGGCAGUUAAAUUGAGGAAGCUUGACAUGCAAUUCUUGUCUCUACCAAAACAUGUUUGUCAAAUUUCACCUGGACCCAACUAUGACUUCUUUUCAUCAGUCACGCGCUUUAUAAUAUCUUCUCCUGUGAUGCCUGAUGCUGUGGUUGAUUAUGACCUAGCAACCUGUAGGUGGAACAUCAUUCAACAGCAAAAUAUGCUCCAUGACAGGACACGAAUAUUAUAUGGUACAAAUUCUUCAAGUGUAAGUGUGGAACCCUCAGAUCCAAAGUAUUCUAGUCCCGUGCAUGCCAAUUUGGAAGAUGACCACUUAUGGAAUGACCUGUCUGAGUUUUACGCCUGUGAACAAUAUGCUGUACCUUCAUUUGAUGGGGUUCUGAUUCCCUUGACUAUUGUUUUUGCACGUGAAAAUAAGCCAAACGAUGAAAAACCUGGAAUAUUGCUUGGUCAUGGAGCUUAUGGUGAGUUACUCGACAAACGGUGGCGCAGUGAAUUUAAAAGCCUUCUGGACCGUGGUUGGGUCAUAGCCUAUGCUGAUGUUAGAGGUGGAGGUGGUUAUGGCAAGAAAUGGCAUCACGAUGGAAGACGAACAAAGAAACAUAAUUCAAUCAAUGACUAUAUUUCUUGUGCCAAAUUUCUCAUAGAAAAAGAUAUUGUGAAUGAAAACAAAUUGGCUGCUUGGGGAUAUAGUGCUGGAGGGCUUUUGGUUGCUGCAGCUAUUAAUCGUUUUCCAGAUUUAUUUCGUGCCGCAGUCUUAAAGGUUCCUUUUUUAGAUGUAACCAACACUCUUCUGUAUCCCAUCUUACCACUUGUAGCUGAUGAUUAUGAAGAGUUUGGCUACCCCGGGGACCUCGAUGAUUUUCUUGCAAUUCGAGAAUAUUCUCCUUAUGACAAUGUUCAAAAGGAUGUUCUUUAUCCAUCGGUAUUAGUAUCCUCGUCUUUCAAUACACGAUUUGGGGUGUGGGAAGCAGCAAAAUGGGUAGCACGAGUUCGCGAUCUUUCAAUAUAUGACCCAAAACGGCCAAUAUUGCUGAAUUUGACCACUGAUAUAGUGGAGGAAAACCGUUAUUUACAGUCCAAGGAAUCAGCAUUAGAGGUUGCUUUUCUUAUUAAGACAAUGGAAUCCUAGAUAUGAGAACUAAUCAUUUGUUCAAUCUGAAAGGUAGUUGGCACUGGUGCGAUGUCUCCCUCCGGCAACCCAUUGUAAAAAUCGAGAUUGUAUUUCUUGAUGAACUAAGAUCCAAUCAUGUGCUCCGCAUGGGAAAUGCUUGCUAUCCAAUAUUCUUUUCCCAUUGGUUGCACGCUUAGCUCUCAAGCCUGCUAUAACAACCAACAGAAUUAGCACAAACAAAAUCUUAGUCACUUUCUUGUAAGAAUUUGAAGUUCCUCAUUUAUAAAUGCCACUGCCUGUAUCAAUAAUGCACAGUGCAAAUUUGGUCUUAAUGGUGUGUAUAUGUGUAAGCUUAUGACAGAUGUUUAUUUUCCCCAUAUGAAUGUAUUCAUAAAAUCUUCCAAAUUGCAAUUGCAUACACAUAAAUGUUUAACUGCAUUAAUUAUUUUUUUAUGAACAUACUUUUACUAGUAUAUAAAUUAUCAAUAUAUUUGCAGGUGAAGGUAGUUAAUUUAUUAUAGCUACAAAAGUGGAAAUUCAGAUACCAAAACCAAUAAUGGGGAGUGGCCCCUUCUUACUCUUGGAGCAACACAACACAACAAACAAAAGCAACAGUCUGUAUAUCUCUCCAUCUACUUUCCUUUUACCAUUAAAGAAAGUAUUUCUCUUUCAUCCAAUUUUGCCUCACAAAUCCUAAUACUUGAUUCCUUUUCAUCACGUCCCACGAGUUGGCGUUUAAGUACAUGUCCAACACGCCAAUCCAACAUUUUGUUUCUUUCCAAUGGCAAAGCAGAGCUUAGUGAUUUGUCAACUGCUAGAUGGAAAAGUAGCAUUAAAAUAUCCCACCCAACAACACUUCCUUUGUCGAACAUAACUUAGUGGUUGAGGUCAAACAAUGAUUGUUACCCUUUAUAACAAAAAUAUAAUCAUUCAUUUAACUUAUAGCCUUGGUUGAGGUGCCAUUUUG